CAGCGCACGCGGCAAAUGCGCCAACCUCACGCGGUUGGGUUUUCGCGGAAAAAAUGGCGGAUAGCCAAACGUAUAUAUAUCGCGAAAGCCGACGCUGAAUCGACCCCCUUCCUUCGUCGUCGUCGUCGUCGUCGUCUCUCUCUCUCUCUCUCUCCCUCCCUCGCCUCGUCAAUGGAGAAUCCUCCUCAAGCGCCGCCUUUCGGGUUCGGAGAUCGGAGGCCCGGCGCCCUCGGCGACCUCUGCGUCCUCCCCGACGAAGUCAUCUGUUCCAUCCUCGAUUAUCUCUCCCCUAGCGAUGUGGCUCGCCUCUCUUGCGUCAGCAGUGCGAUGUACAUCCUGUGCAAUGAGGAACCGCUGUGGAUGAGUCUUUGCUUGAAUUCGAAGAGAUCAGAUAAGCUUCUUCAAUACAGAGGAUCCUGGAAGGAAACCACGCUCUAUUUAGAGAACCUUCCAACCGAGUGCAUUGAAACUUGCAGGAAAAGAUUGCAUUUUGAUGGAUUCAAUUCAUUGUUCUUGUAUCGAAGAUUGUAUAGGUGCCACACCACAUUGAACGGGUUUUCCAUGGAUAGCGGAAAUGUGGAAAGAAAGAAUGACAUAUCUCUAGAAGAAUUUCGCCAUGAGUAUGAUGGAAAAAAACCGGUUCUGCUCACUGGACUUGCUGAUACAUGGCCAGCAAAAACUUCAUGGACCAUUGACCAGCUGUUAUGCAAAUAUGGAGACACACCAUUCAGAAUAUCUCAGCGAAGUUCAAGGAAGAUCCUGAUGAAACUUAAGGAUUAUGUUUCAUACACAAAAGUCCAGCAUGAUGAGGAUCCCCUAUAUAUAUUUGAUGAUAAUUUUGGAGAAGCUGCUCCUGGCUUAUUGAAGGAUUACCGUGUGCCUCACCUCUUUCAAGAAGACUUUUUCGAUGUUUUGGAUUUCGAGCAGCGGCCUCCCUAUCGAUGGCUCAUUAUUGGUCCAGAGAGGUCUGGUGCCUCAUGGCAUGUUGAUCCGGCUCUUACCAGUGCCUGGAAUACUCUUCUUUGUGGUAGAAAAAGGUGGGCAUUAUAUCCUCCAGGAAAAGUGCCUUUGGGUGUUACAGUACAUGUGAAUGAAGACGAUGGCGAUGUCAAUGUUCAGGGUCCAUCAUCAUUGCAGUGGUGGCUGGAUUUUUAUCCACUUCUUGCCGAUGAAGAUAAACCAAUAGAAUGUACCCAACUUCCUGGAGAGACAAUAUUUGUUCCUAGUGGCUGGUGGCAUUGCAUCCUGAAUUUGGAGACAACAGUUGCAGUAACGCAAAAUUUUGUGAAUUCAAAAAAUUUUGAGUUUGUAUGCUUGGAUAUGGCUCCUGGUUAUUGUCAUAAAGGAGUAUCGCGAGCUGGGUUGCUAGCUGUGGAUGGAGGCAUGUCUGGCGAAGCAGAAAUGGUUGAUCUUCGUCAAUUUGAUACCUUGAAUCACUCAGAUUCAACCAGAAAAGAAAAGAGGUUAAGAACCCAACACGGAGACCAGAUGAGCAAUGGCGGAGCUGCAAAUGGCGCAUCCAAAAGUUAUGAUUUGUGGAAGCAAGAUUUCUCCUAUGAUAUAGAUUUCUUGGCUAUGUUUUUGGAUAAAGAUAGAGACCACUACACAUCUCCUUGGAGUUCAGGGAACUGCAUAGGACAACGGGAAAUGAGAGAAUGGUUAUUCAAGCUUUGGGUUGGAAAACCGGAGAUGAGAGAACUAUUAUGGAAGGGGGCAUGUCUUGCACUGAACACAGAGAAGUGGUUGAAAUGCUUAGCAGAAAUUUGUGCUUUUUACAAAUUGCCUUAUCCAAUGGACAGUGAGAGGCUUCCUGUUGGCACAGGUAGCAAUCCGGUUUACCUCAUUGGGGACCAUGUAGUGAAGAUAUUUGCUGAAGAGGGCCUGGAGAAUGCAAUGUAUAGUUUAGGCACAGAGCUUGAAUUCUAUAACUUAGUGGAUCAAGUCAGCUCUCCACUGAGAAAUAACAUUCCAGAUGUUUUGGCUAGUGGCCUUCUUUACUUGGAAGAUGAUGAAUCACUUACUGUUCUGCCAUGGGAUGGUCAAAAGGUGCCUGAUAUCAUUUCAAACUAUAAUCUGAUCCCACCAAAGUGCUCAGUGCAUGGCUUUCCUUUUGGUGUUUGGAGCAAGAAGAGAUACGAAUAUACGAAAGCUGGAAUGUCUAUGAGCGAAUCAAUCUGUUCAGCUAGCUGUUCCAGAAUAUGGCCAUUCAUCAUAACUAAAAGAUGCAAAGGGAAGAUAUAUGCUCAGCUAAGAGAUACACUAUCAAUUCAGGACACACUAGAUCUAGCAGCCUUUCUUGGAGAACAGCUGCGUAACCUACAUAUGUUGCCCUGUCCAUCGUUUGUUUCUCAAAGUUUCUCAGAUAUUGGACAAACAGUGGAAUCACAGGUUACAAAUCAUCAGGUGGAAACUCAUCUUUCUAGUUCAAAAGUUACUGCAGAAUGGAAUAUCUUCCUUGGGACUUUAAGCAGGAAAAAGAUGACUUUAGCAAGCCGGUUAACUAGAUGGGGAGAUCCAAUUCCUAGCGCGCUGAUAGAGAAAGCUGAUGAGUAUAUCCCAGAUGACCUAACGAAGUUGCUUUCCUCGUAUAAGGAUUACCCCAAGGAAGGCUGUCAACCUUCCUGGAUACACUCUGACAUUAUGGAUGACAAUAUUCACAUGGAACCCCGUUCUAUUGAUUGUUACAAUAAUCGAAUUUCGCCUAGAGUUGGCUGUAUGGAUAAUGGAAAUGAUGGCAGUGAGCUGGGACAGUCAUGGCGGCCAAGUCACAUUCUUGAUUUUAGUGAUCUCUCCGUAGGGGACCCCCUUUAUGAUCUGAUUCCUAUACAUCUGGAUGUCUUUCGAGGUGAUUCCUAUCUGUUAAAACAGCUUUUGCAGAAUUACAAGAUCCCCUUGCCGGGAGGCCAACUACAGCAUCAAUCUUUGCGAGAUAUCAAAUACCAGCGGCUGUCGUACCGUGCCAUGUGCUAUUGCAUCUUGCAUGAAGAGAACGUUCUGGCAGCUAUUUUCAGCAUCUGGAAGGACCUCAGACGUGCAGAAUCUUGGGAAGAAGUCGAACAGACGGUGUGGGGAGAAUUGAACGAGUACAAGGGCUUCCCCUGAUCUUAUCUGCAGUCACAACGCAUCAGCCUGAAUUUCCAGUUUCAGAAAUUGCCUGCCACACCAAGACGAUUCCGUCAAAGAUUAAUUAUUGAUUUAUUUGUAAAGAUUCACAGCUCCAUUAGGCAUACCGACCAUGAUUGGCCAGGACUAUUGUACGAUACGAUUUUCAUAUUCCUGCCAAUUGCACCAUACGAUUGACAAAGGAUGAUUUUGUUUACGGGUCGGGGGAAUACUUUUAUUUCGUACUUAUACGUUUAUACAUUUAUAAACUCCUUUCUACUGGAUUAGUUGUGU
Molecule: messenger RNA, 3396 nt
Organism: Syzygium oleosum
Lineage: Eukaryota; Viridiplantae; Streptophyta; Magnoliopsida; Myrtales; Myrtaceae
Product: lysine-specific demethylase JMJ21
Exons: 16
Coding region: 16-3102 (1028 amino acids)
Cellular component (GO): cytoplasm
Molecular function (GO): protein binding
Source: RefSeq, a predicted model, not a curated record